Histoplasma capsulatum G186AR is the source of this 729-nucleotide messenger RNA. RefSeq lists its product as uncharacterized. The transcript has 3 exons. Gene Ontology annotation, molecular function: nucleic acid binding. NCBI's taxonomy places the organism in Eukaryota, Fungi, Ascomycota, Eurotiomycetes, Onygenales, Ajellomycetaceae. The record is from RefSeq and is a predicted model, not a curated record. The coding region runs from base 1 to 729 and encodes 242 amino acids.
AUGCCCACAGUCGCGCUCGAAAUCGGCUUCCAUAACAAUCGAACCCUGGGUGCCAAAACCAUUAGUGCGGGGCCAAUCCAAAAUUGGAUGGCCAAGGCUGCUGGAUGUAGCGAGCGUACUAUCACGCAUAUCCGCAAAACCUACGGUUGUUUGGCAGUGUUAGUCCGCCUCCAAUCCGUGCUAAGCCGGCCCAGAAGUAUUACGCCUCCGAUGCUUGACGCCCUUUGUGACCACCUCACCGAGAAACCCGGCCUAUACGUUGAUGAGAUGGUCGUCUUUCUUCAGGACGAAUUUGAUAUACUAACAUCGACAGCCAGCGUCAAACGGGCCCUUUGUUGCGCGGGUUGGACCAAAAUGAAAGCUCAACAGAGAGCAAAAAAGAGCAGAACCCGGAGCUUGGUACCAGACUACCUGCAUAGACUGUCCGAAUUUAGUUCAUAUCAUCUGGUCUAUGUCGAUGAAUCUGGGAUAAAACAGAUAUGCUUCGAUGCUGGUGUGAAACUACUAUAUUUGCAACUGUAUUCACCUGAUCUGAGCCCAGCAGAGGAAUUCUUUGCUGAAUUGAAGGCUUACAUCAGGAAGAACCGGUCAUUAUAUGACGAGGAUCCUAGACAGGGUUUUGGUGUUUUCCUUCAACAAUGUGUUGAUGUCGUCGGCGCGAGAAUAGAGAGUGCGGAAGGCCACUUUCGAAGUGCUGGUGUAUCAAUCGAGACAUGUUGUUUUGAAUAG